Bactrocera tryoni is the source of this 824-nucleotide messenger RNA. RefSeq names its product UDP-N-acetylglucosamine transferase subunit ALG14 homolog (gene Alg14). Gene Ontology annotation, cellular component: UDP-N-acetylglucosamine transferase complex. The record is from RefSeq and is a predicted model, not a curated record. Lineage: Eukaryota; Metazoa; Arthropoda; Insecta; Diptera; Tephritidae. Gene Ontology annotation, biological process: dolichol-linked oligosaccharide biosynthetic process. Bases 95 to 688 code for a protein of 197 amino acids. The transcript has a single exon.
AGUUCACAAUGGCAAUGAUUUGUCAUCACGCAAGCAGCUGACUUCAUUGUUUACACCGGCCAACAACUAAACAAAAGGAAAACAAUUUGAGGAAAUGACUUCGCCAAAUAAACAAAAUGAGACCAAGUAUCCUGUUUAUAUUGUAUUGGGUUCUGGAGGACACACCGCCGAAAUGUGCACUAUAAAUAUGGCGCUUCUGACUUCCGCUAGGGGCAAGGAAAUUUACAACCCACUCCGAUAUAUUAUAGCCAACGACGAUAUCACUUCCCGAAGCAGAAUAACCAGUGCCAUGCAAAAGGUUGGUGUGGCACUAGACGAUACAUCAUUUAUUUAUGUACCUCGUAGUCGCAAAGUGGGGCAGAGCUACCUCAGUAGUGUAUUUACAACUCUUUGGGCAUUAUUAUGGAGCUUUUGGCUUGUUUGGAGUGGUCAGCCCAAGUUAUUACUUUGCAACGGCCCAGGCACCUGUGUACCAUUUUGUGUUGCAACUUAUAUUUGCAGACGAAUUAGGCGCUUGCCAAGUAAAACUAAAAUCGUCUUUGUGGAGAGUUGGUGCAGAGUGCGUACACUAUCACUCAGCGGCAAACUGCUUCGACCUUUUCUUGACUUACUGGUGGUCCAAUGGCCGGCGCUAGCCGAAAAAUAUAAAAACGCCUACAACGUAAAGUACUUCGGAAAAAUUAUGUGAACUUGUAUAAUUUAUUUGGUGAAAAGCAAGGCCUGGAAGUUCUAAUGAUGCCGUACAAGUAAUUAUGAAGAACUUUAACAUAACAAAAUUUUGUAAAAAAGCAUAAAUAAUAAUAAACUCAUAAAAUUUAAAUCAA